Molecule: messenger RNA, 2502 nt
Organism: Clonostachys rhizophaga
Lineage: Eukaryota; Fungi; Ascomycota; Sordariomycetes; Hypocreales; Bionectriaceae
Source: the annotation of a GenBank genome assembly
AUGGCGCAGAGCGACGAUCACCCCGACUCGACCACUACCUCGGCACCAGACCUCCAGAUUCUCGGCGAUGAGGUGACGCUCCAGCCCAGCGGCUUCCUCAGGCCAGACGGGGGCGAUAAGCAUGGAGAAGAACGGGCGUUGAUGAAUCAAUUUGCCUCCUUUCGCGCCGAACCAUUACAAUUCCUUCGCGAGGUGUCCCUUUACGUAUCUGGACAAGGAUGGCGCGCCUACGAUCGCAUCACCGGACAGCCCGUCUUCUACUCGGGCUUCUCGGAUAACAUGAAGUCCAUGGUCCUCGAAACGCCCCUGCUACAGAAGCGCAUCGCAGAACUCGCCGAUACCCGGGUCCGCGUGGAGGAAAAGGAGGGAUUGAUCGACGUCAAUGCCGACAACUACAAGGCGAAGCGCGCGCAGCGGUGCAGCGAGCUGGAGGCGGCCCUGCUCGAAGUAGCAGAGAAGCUGACGGAUGAAAUGAUCUGCAAGAUGGAGAGCAAAACAUUCAUCCGCGGCGCGUACUAUCUCUGCACCCAGCUCCUCACCAGGGCCUACCAUCAAGGCAUUCACGUGUCGAGCGAGGAAAUACUGAGGCUGAAGAAGGUGGCAGAGUACGCCGCCAAGAAGAAGCAGAGCAUCGUCUUCCUGCCGAGCCAUCGCUCGCACGUUGACUAUGUUUCUCUGCAGUUGAUAUGCUACCGCCUCGGACUUACGCUACCAGUCGUUGUUGCUGGCGACAACCUCAACUUCCCCGUUGUGGGCAGCUUCCUCCAACAUGCGGGGGCAAUGUGGAUCAGGAGGUCUUUUGGUGAUGAUGCGCUCUACGGCACACUGGUUCAAUCGUAUAUUGACACCUUGCUUCAGGAAGGCUUCAAUUUUGAAUGCUUCAUUGAAGGCGGUCGUUCGCGUACCGGAAAGCUUCUCCCGCCCAAGUUCGGCAUCCUGAGCUUUGUCCUAGACAGCAUUCUGUCUGGCAGAGUCGAGGAUGCGAUCAUCUGCCCUGUCAGCACGCAGUACGACAAGGUCAUUGAAACAGAGGGUUAUGUGACUGAACUGCUAGGCGUGCCGAAAAAGAAGGAAAAUCUCGCCGACUUUCUGUCCGGCGGCUCCUCGGUUCUCUCUCUCAAGCUUGGCAGAGUUGACGUCCGGUUCAAUGAGCCAUGGAGCUUGCGAAAAUUCAUCGAUGAUCAACUAUCCAGGCUACCCGUCGUCCCUGCUGGGCUCGACACCGACCAUCACAACCCGCAGGUUAGGAAGGCCCGUGAGAAAAUCCUGCGAACUUUGGGAUACAAAGUUCUGGGCGACAUCAAUGAAGUAUCUGUCGUCAUGCCCACUGCUCUUAUCGGCACCGUUCUGCUGACCCUUCGUGGCCGCGGCGUGGGCAAGGCUGAAUUGAUACGAAGAAUUGAGUGGCUCACAGAUCGUGUUCGCGCCAAGGGCGGCAGAGUUGCUCACUCGGCCAAUGUCCCCUUGUCUGAAGUCAUGGAACGUGGUCUCGAGGUUCUUGGAAAGGAUCUUGUAGGCGUCGUGGAAGGGCUUCCCGAACCCACCUUUUAUGCCGUCGAUCGGUUCCAGUUGUCAUUCUAUCGCAAUAUGACAAUCCAUCUAUUCAUUUACGAGGCUCUCGUCAGUGCUGCUCUGUACACAAAGGUUAAACUCGGAGGCGGCCCGGCAAUGCAAAGCAUCUCUUACGAGGACCUCAGAGCCCAAGUUCUCUUCCUGUCGUCGCUUUUCCGUGGAGAGUUUAUCUUCUCGGGAGAGGGUCUAGAGCGCAACUUGGAGAAGACCCUGCUUGGCUUAGAGACUGACAAAGUCAUGCGGCUGGAUCGUGAUGAGCAUGGGAACAUCACGACAAUCGGACUCUCAGACCAAGAGCGCAGUGUUGGGCGAGAGAAUUACGACUUCUACUGCUUCCUGAUCUGGCCCUUCAUCGAAGCUAGUUGGCUAGCUGCAGUGUCUCUAAUCGGAUUGACCCCUCCAGAAGGCAAGACCGACAUCUGGAUCGAAUCGAGUAAAGCUCAGGACACAGCACAGACACUCGGUAAAACACUCUAUCAUCAAGGAGAUCUGUCCUACUUUGAAGCCGUCAACAAGGAGACUUUGCGUAACUCGUAUGUCCGGUUUGAGCAGGAACAGAUGGUCCAUGUUGUGCGAAGCAAAGACGCCAAGGUCCCUCCCCGUAUCCAAUUAGAUCCUACCUGGCGACCUCCUCGGGACCCUACCACCGGCAAAGUCCAGGCAAGUGGGAAACUCUGGGAGUUUACAGAGAAAAUUGCCAGCUCACGCCGUGAGGGCAAGAACCGUCGUGAUGGGGCUACGGUUAGCAGCCGGGUGCUCAGGCUCACUGACAUCCUGGGCCAGAAAAUGUUCGACGAGGCCGAGGCCGGUGAGCGCAGUGGGAAGGGCAAAGCCCCGACCCGGCUCAGCAAGGACGAAGAAGAGACGUUCAGCCGGGCGAAGAGGGAGGCAAGGAGAAGGAGGAAGCUAGAAGCGCGUCCAAACUUGUAA